UUCUUGAGCUGUUUGAAUUUUGGUUUACUUGUAAAGCAAAAAGCACAUUAUCAUUCUUGAGCUGUUUGAAUUUUGGUUUACUUGUAAAGCAAAAGCACAUGACCAUUCUUGAGUUGUUUUGAGUGUGAAAUCAAGGAUUGAGCUUUAUGAUCUUUUGAUUCAAUUUUGUGACUUUGGGAGUGUAUGGUUGCUUUGAAAAUGUAGAUUUUUGAACAGUUAGGAAUGGUGGAAGUUGAAGGUUUUUUUUUUUGUUGCCCUUUUCCUCGUCUUCUUCUUCUCCUCUCUCUCUCUCUCUCUAUCUCUCUAUGAUUUGUGAUUUUUAGUUGACUUGUAAAGGAAAAACACAUAACCAUUAUGAUAUUUAGAUUCAAUUGUUUCGUGUCAUUUGAAUUCUUGAAUUGUUGAUAGCUAAGUUUUUGAACUGUGGUUGCUGAUUUCUUGGUUUUGGGUUUUGCUGAUUAUAAAUCUUGCAAUUCACUAUUUUGACAGAACCAAUGAUAAUUCAAUUUGUUAUUUGACAACAAUGUUUUAAAACACUCGUUAAGAAUUUAAAAUAUACAUAUAUUAUUUAUAAACAUGCGUAGUGAACAAUGCUUAUUUAUUUUAAACUUUGUUAACCAAUCUUUUUUUGGGUAAUUAGUAUAUGCAUUAUUUUCCUUGUACUUCCAUAAUUCAUGAAAGUUGCAGGUCCAACAAAUGAGAGAGAGAGAGAGAGAGAGAGAGAGAGAGGGGGCUGAAGCUUCAUGAAAAUUGAAAUUUUCGUAGCUAGGGAGAGAUUGAUGGUUAGAUGUAUAUUAUUUCGCGUUCAGAGAGAUUAUUUAACUUUACCGUUGCGCCAAACUCACCCUAAUAUGAUGCUCAAAUAAAUGGAUUCCUUUUUCCAUAUCUAGUGUAGAAUAUCGGAGUUGACUUCUUUUCUUAAUUGGCUACGUGCUUUUAACAACUCAAGUAAACUAAUCUCAUUAAACAAAGCUAGAAUACUUAGAAAUCAUCUCCAAGAAACUUAAAAGACUCUUAAAUCAUUAGAAAAUAGAAACCUAUGGUCUCUGAUCUCUAGAUCCUCCAAUCUCCAGUUCUUAUAACAUUUUUUAAAUUAAAAUAGAUUGCCCAAAUCAAGCUCACCCACACUUCUUCUCUCUCCUCUCUUCCAGUUGCAGUUUUCAACUUCAAGCCGCAGGUACUCUCUAUACCUUCUUUCCUUUUAUUCUUAUGCUCAAUUUCUGAUACAAAACCCCUUGGUUGUCAUUUUCCAUCGGACCGUUCACUCACUUACCUUAACAUGUAUCAGAUUGUCCCCUUCAUAGUUUGAAUUGCAAAACCGCGCAUAUCCAAUCCCAUACUCGAUGUGGUAGUUGUGGUUGUUGGUUAUGAUACAAACUAAGUACAACUUACCAUUGAAAAUCAGCUUGCAAGAUAAGGGUACCCAAGAGGCUUAUAUUCACCUGGUCAAUCCUAUUUGUGUUUUGAUGUGAGAUCGUAGUCUUUGUGUUUCCACGUGAGAUUGUAAAAUUUCAUACUUAGACAGUUGACAGUACAGUGUCAAUGAAUUUAUUUCUGUAAAGGUCAAAGGGGUUUUUGUACCAAUCAAUGAUCUUAGAUUUGAAUUAUUAUUGAGAAUAUCAUAUUUUUAGUUCACAGAGAUCAGUUCUUCCAUUUGCAACUAUUGUUAGAAAUGCGAAAUCAGAAUGUUAUGGCAAAGAUAGGAACAUGUAGAGGGAUACACAGGUUUUUUUUGAUAGUCGGUGUUCUUGGUCUUCUCAUCUGUAUUGCUACCGUGUCAAAUUUCUGCUCUCUUAGAUCUUUUCAUGUUUCUGAUACCUUCUGCAACCAUAAUCACCCAUCUACGAGCCAUGGCCGAAUUGGGUUAGAAACAGUAAUCAAGAAAAUCCAACAAGAACUCGCAGAGAUGAGAGAGUUGUCAAAACAGUCUUCUUCACCAUCAUCACCAUCAUCGUUGGGAUACAGCGCUUUUCUUGCAGAAAUCUUGAGCCUUAUUGAGGAAAUUCAUGCAUCCGUAUCACUAAAAAUUGAAGAAACUGUACACCCUUUGGUGAGGCCAAAGAAACAAUCCAAUGAGCCUGCUGAGUUUUUCUUGAUCGAAGAGAUUCGCAAGUAUGUGAGGAUCAAACCGAACAGGCUGGGAAAACAGAACUUCAUGGGGGCUAAUGGAACGUUCACGAGCAUUGGUCAUGUGUGUUUCGCCAUGAAAAAGGAGCUUGAAGAGUAUAUGGAUUACGAUGUUGGGGAAAUUUGCAGGGAUGAUUGGAAACUGGCACAGAAGCUGAUGGUUCACGGCUGCGAUCCCCUGCCGAGGAGGAGGUGCUUUUCGAGAGCUCCUCAGCUCUACACCAAGCCUUUCGCCAUUAACGAGUCCCUGUGGAAGCUCCCUGACAACCGAAAUGUCCGGUGGAGUCAGUACAGGUGCAAGAACUUCACCUGCCUGGCUAACAAUGCCACCAGGAAAGGCUUCUUCAAGUGUGCAGAUUGCUUCAACCUCACACACCAUGAACUACCCAGAUGGAUUAAACCUGUCUACCAAGAUCCAAACUCAAACCUGACAUCUGAUUUUCUCAUUACCGACGUGCUUGAAUUGAAGCCCGGGGAGAUCAGGAUCGGGCUAGACUUCAGUGUUGGCACCGGGACGUUCGCUGCAAGAAUGAGAGAAUCCAAUGUAACAAUAGUCUCAGCAAGCAUAAACCUCGGGGCUCCUUUCAAUGAACUGAUCGCUCUUCGUGGUCUCAUACCUCUCUACUUCACAAUAAAUCAACGAUUGCCUUUCUUCGAUAACACGCUUGAUUUAAUCCACACAACAAGGUUUCUUGAUGGUUGGAUCGAUUUUGUGUUGUUAGACUUUGUGUUGUUUGAUUGGGACAGAGUUUUGAGGCCCGGUGGGCUUCUGUGGAUCGAUAGCUUCUUCUGCUCGAAAGAGGAUUUGGAUGAUUAUUUGGAAGCUUUUAAGAUGCUGAGGUAUAAGACGCAUAAAUGGAUUGUUGUUCCAAAGAUUGAUAAAGAUGACAAAGAGGUUUUCUUCUCUGCUGUGCUAGAAAAGCCUCCAAGACCAUUCCAGUAACAGUUUAUUGUUGUCAAUGUUUUGAAAUUUUAGGGCUUGUUUGCUUAGUGAGUUGUUUUUGAAAACUACUUUUGUGAAUUUUUUUUGAAAGUGACCACUUUUCGAAAACUUUUGUUCUUGUAGAAAUGAAAAUGAUGGGUGUUGUCAAA
Camellia sinensis is the source of this 3219-nucleotide messenger RNA. Its product is annotated as S-adenosyl-L-methionine-dependent methyltransferases superfamily protein. NCBI's taxonomy places the organism in Eukaryota, Viridiplantae, Streptophyta, Magnoliopsida, Ericales, Theaceae. Gene Ontology annotation, molecular function: methyltransferase activity. The record is from RefSeq and is a predicted model, not a curated record.